GCCCGGAGCCCGGAGCCCGGAGCCGGGGGCGGCGACGGCGGCGGGGACGUCGGCCGGAGCUCCAGCCCCGUCCGGCCCUCAGCACGGCCAGCGGCAGAAUCUUUUCUCUCUUCAGAGGGAGGAUUGGAAGUACAUUUCGUGGGAUCAGCUGUCGAAGUUAUCACUGGGACUCCAGUCUUCCCUGAAACUUUUUUUAUAGCUUUAGGCAAAGAGCAGAAACCAUUCUCUUGGGACCAUUCAUAAGCAAGGGACACCAACACUGUGACAUAUGCCAGUGCCACCGCCUCCGCCACCACCUCCUCCUCCUCUGCCUCCGCCUCCUCCACCUCUGGGGGCUCCUCCCCCUCCCCCACCAUCAGUGCCCCCGGUAAGUACGGACACUUCCAGCUUGAGAAAGGCGGAUCCCAAAGGUCGGAGUGCACUGUUGGCUGAUAUCCAGCAAGGAACUCGCCUACGAAAAGUCACGCAGAUCAAUGACCGCAGUGCACCGCAAAUCGAGAGUUCUAAAGGAACCAGCAAAGAAGGAGGAGGGUCUGCAAACUCUCGAGGCGGAAGCACACCCCCAGCCCUGGGAGAUCUGUUUGCUGGUGGUUUUCCUGUGUUGCGACCAGCAGGCCAGAGGGAUGCAGCAGGUGGCAAGACAGGGCAGGGCCCUGGCUCCCGAGCGCCUUCUCCUCGGCUGCCCACCAAAACCAUCAGCGGCCCACUGACCGCCCCUGCAUCUCCCAGGCUAGGCAAUGCAGCCGAGGCGCAUGGCGCUGCCAGGACAGUCCCUCCUCGCCCCAGCGUGCCCGCGCCACCUCCUCCCACCCCACCCCCACCUCCUCCACCCUUACCCCCACCUCUGCCCCCUUCCUCCCCCAUCAAAGCUCUGCUGGUGUCCCCCCCUGGCCCACCGACCAAAGGGAACCCCCCGGUGGUUGCACCCCCUCUGCUAUGCGCGCCGCCCCCUCCGCCGCCGCCCCCUCCCCCCACCCCGCCCCCACCUCCCCCGGCCUCCAUUCUCAGUGACAAGGCGGUGAAGCCUCAGCUCGCCCCCUUGCACCUACCGCCCAUCCCACCCCCACUCCCUCUCCUCCCACCUUGUGGGUAUCCCGGGCUCAAUGCGGAUGCUGCCAGCCCCACCCAAGACGUUCGAGAACUGCGUCCUGCGCCCCGCCACCCCGACACCCCACUCCCCCUUUAUGCCUCCUGUACCCCGAGGUCCUCUAUGCCUGCGCCCCCUUUGCCAGGCGCUAACAACAGCAUUGAAGCCCCACCUCCGCUGCCCCCCAAGUCCCCCAGCGUCCAGGCACAGCCACCGAAGCCCAGCGGGCAGACUUUGCCCGCGCCGCCCGCCCUGCCGGCGUCUCAGCCCUACCUGCAGAAGAAGAGACCGGGCCGAGGCCCAGGGACCAGUGGGGGAAAGCUAAAUCCACCCCCAGCACCCCCUGCGAGAUCACCCACCACGGAGCUUUCCAGCAGGAGCCAGCAGGCCCCAGCCUGGACUCCGACACAGCAGCCCAGCGGUCAGCUGCGGAACGGAACCCUGCACAUCAUCGAUGACUUUGAGUCUAAAUUCACGUUCCAUUCUGUGGAAGACUUUCCUCCUCCGGAUGAGUAUAAACCAUGCCAGAAGAUUUACCCCAGCAAGAUCCCCAGAAGCCGUACACCUGGUCCCUGGCUCCACGCCGAGCCGGCCGGGCAGGGCUCCGAUGACAUCAAGGGCAGAAACUCUCAGUUAUCUCUAAAGACACUCCGGUGAGAAGACGGAUGGUGCUGAGGUCCUGUGGGCCACCUAAGGGUCCACACCGCGGGCUGAGCAUCCCCAGGAGAGCGUGUCUGACCCCACCAUACUCAAGUUGUAAUUCAUUCGACAUUCAGGCUCUGAAUGGAGCAUUUAUUUAUUGUAAAUACGUGGUUUGCACAAGCUUUAAAUCAAUAUUAUAGUUGACUUUUGAGUAAUUUAAAAAAAAAUCCAUACGCACCAUUUCAACAUUUUUUAAAAUGCAUCUUGACAUUCGUCUGUCAGUCCAGAUAGAGCCCUGUUCCCACCCCAUAGAGUCCAUUCCAUGACUGUAAAUAUGCGUGCGAGCUGGCUCUUCCUAGAUUCUGAAUCGUUUUUAGAAGAACCCUUAGUUUGCAGAUAGUUCUAACGUCAUAGUAUCCACAACGGCUUCUUAUUGGCAUGAUUUUAUAUUCUCAUCACACCAACUGCAAAAUCAAACCAAAUAAUGCCUUACAAACGAUGCAGCUCAGAGAGAGUAGUGUGUCCCCACACCCAGACAAUACCACGCAGCCUCCAGUGAACGAGAUGCCACAUCUCGCUUCCGAUUUGCAGUACAGGGAUUUUUUUUUUGCUGCCUAAUGUAAAUGUAAAUAUAACACAAAAUAAAGGCAAGAGUGGGCUUGGCCCCUCCAGUGCCGACCGCAGGGCCCCUUUUGUAACUGAAUGGGCCUACAAGUAGCCAAUGCUCUGACUGUUUACAGUGCCCCUGUGCCCAAGCCUCCGUGACUUUCCUCCUGGCCCCUCCAAGCUCCCAGCCCCAUCUGGUAGCGAGGGUGAGGCGACAUGAGCUUUAUGAGAUUUCAGUAUUUUCCCUGCAAGUUAGAAACAUACAUAACUCAUUAUUAUAGCAAAUUACUAAUUCUAUCUCAGAGGUCUUUUUUUUUCUCCCCUAAAUGCAGGAUUUUUAUGUAAACUAUGACAUGAAAAAAUGUAGACCGAAAGGUAUUAUGAAAUAUCUGCCUCAAGUAUCUGGUGCCCCACCCCCACCCUGAGGAAACCUGGAACCACCUAUCCGGCAAAACCUAGCUCCUUUCUGAGAACUGGUCCAAGAGCUCCCGUGCCCUGUAGCGGGCACCUCUCUGUGGAGGGAGAACUGUGUGAGCUUAGCCACCUCUGAAAGUGGACCGGUCAGGACAGGCUGGACUGCAGCUUCACUCCUUCUCUCGAGCUGGCGAGGGAAUGGACGUGUGCUUUUGCUUCCCGCCUGACCCCAGAUGCUCCCAUCCUUGGAGAGGAAGGUUGUGACAGAGGAAGGAGAAAAAGUAGAAGGAAACAAACAGAUCUCUGGUCUAUGCUCAAAAUAGCUUCAGAUUAAAGGAAAUCAGGGAGGAAGAGGCAGGAAGACCAGUGAAAAAUAAGUUUCCUUUGAAACAACCCAUGCAUGUGCUCACACCUCAAGGAUAUCAUGCCCAGACCAAGCCAUCCAAAAUAGGUAGACGGUUGUUAGGAGGGUUUUGGUGAACGUACUGCAGACACCCAGCUGUUGUCAGGAGUAAAGACCAAGAUGGUGGAUGGUCUCCCACAUUAUUGUUGUGCUUUCUUUCUCCUUCCAGAUAGAAACAACUGAGCAGGUCAAGUUCCCUUCCCUGGGGAAUAAAUCAUGCCAAAUUGUAAUAGCUAAAUCAAUGGGAAAGAAGCUUUUGCAGGUCAUCAGCUCUGGGUUUAGCUAAUUUGCUUUAUUGGUUCUGGAAGGUUUCAGAAAGGUCAGAGUUUCUUUAUUGUAACAGUAUCCACUCCACCUCCCUCGAAGUUGCAUAAAAUAAUUACAAAGUUUUAAUUAUCCUGAUUAAGAAGGCCCUAGACAAAGGCAAUGCCACCUUCAGAGUAGAUUGCCUGCCCUGAUGAGGUGUUCAUGCAUUCAUGUUUUGCACCACGGGGAUGGAGAUUAAAAAUAAAACUAUUCAAGGACAGAGAGAAGGAAUGAGCAGAAACCAAAAAUUGCAAUUAGGGAGAAAUCUCAGGACUCUGGCAUCACACCCCUCCUAGACCCAGCACUGAAUUCAUGCCCUCUGAACUCAGGCCGGGGCACCGAGUUCCCUCUGGCAGGACGAAGGCUUCGCCCCUCGCCCAUCAGCUCGUGUGUAGAACAUCCGAGUCAUGCGCCCCACAUCCUUGCAUAUUCUCGCUGACACGGUCGUCUGAGACUCCCCCAACGUGUCCCAUGUAUUUUAUAUUUAUUGAUGUUCCAUCUGCAGAUUCAUUUCUUUGUACCUAAUAAACUUUAAUAAGUGGAAA
Equus caballus (horse) is the source of this 4003-nucleotide messenger RNA. RefSeq names its product WAS/WASL interacting protein family member 3 (gene WIPF3). The record is from RefSeq and is a predicted model, not a curated record. NCBI's taxonomy places the organism in Eukaryota, Metazoa, Chordata, Mammalia, Perissodactyla, Equidae. Gene Ontology annotation, molecular function: actin binding.